CCUGAAGCCAGUGUGCCACCACACCCGUCAUCUUCCCGUCCCCAAACCUGGCUCACUCCAACGAAUGUUCACAGAGCGGCAGACAGUGCAAAAUACCCAGCCCUGCCCAGGAGGGCGUGAAGAUUCCAACCCAGCCCACCCAGGCAAAGCCAGGUUCUUGAGCGCUCUCACUCAUCAUCUAAAACCCGUCAGUUCGAUGGGCUUAACUCUAGCUUACACUGCACCUAGAAGACAUCAGGACACACCACCGCCCGAAAAGAAAAGUCCCGCCCGGGCCAGGAGGUGUGCCACACCGGCCGGCCGGCGCGUUUUCUUCUUCCUCCCACAGCGAUGAUUGUCCCCCCCGUACACGGCUUGCCCCACGCUAAGAACCCCCUAACCCCCCGGUCGUCGCCGUUGUUUCGUCUCGGCAGCGCGGUUUUUCUAGGUUU
Molecule: messenger RNA, 431 nt
Organism: Colletotrichum acutatum
Lineage: Eukaryota; Fungi; Ascomycota; Sordariomycetes; Glomerellales; Glomerellaceae
Exons: 1
Coding region: 65-334 (89 amino acids)
Source: RefSeq, a predicted model, not a curated record